AUGUUUGAAACCAGCCAGGGAAACAACAAUGAUGGAUUGGUCCAUCGCAUACUGGAUGGCCUGGGCAGCAACAAAUACCUACCCAUGGACUAUGAUCAAAUGAUGGAAAAAGUGUUGGAGAAGAAAUUUGAGGCCAAUAGCUCUGUCAUGAAGAUGUGCAAACUGAAGAGUCUUCGUAAGCGCCACCAGAAAAACACCAAGACCAAACAGCAUCAGGUGGCAUGGCAGAAAGAGAUGUUGCGACUGAAAGAUAUUCGUCAUAUCGCUGAGACCGACAUCGCUGAGUAUAUUGUCAAAAAUGCCAAAAAUGAUCUCCCUGUCUAUCUAGAUUAUGAUUAUUUGAAAGAGAAACAAAUUGAAGAAAUGUCUGUUUUUAAAGAAAAAACUUUGGAUCCAAUUUGGGAUUUGUGUCUGUUCAGCUCUCUCUCUCUCUCCCUCUCUCUCUCUCUCCUCCCUCUCUCUCUCUCUCUCUCUCUCUCUCUCUACUUAAGUCUGUUCAUAUUCUGUCUUUUGAUAUUAGUCUACUCUAUUCUUAUCUAUCUAUCUAUCUAUCUAUCUAUCUAUCUAUCUAUCUAUCUGUCUGUCUGUCUGUCUGUCAGUUCUUAUCUAUCUUAUCUCAUUUAUGUCUGUCUACAUAUCUAUACAUGCAUAGACAUACUCUAA
Molecule: messenger RNA, 663 nt
Organism: Acanthosepion pharaonis
Lineage: Eukaryota; Metazoa; Mollusca; Cephalopoda; Sepiida; Sepiidae
Source: the annotation of a GenBank genome assembly